AUGACCGACGCAGAGACCGGAAUGUUGGAUGUGGGAACCCAUUGCAAGUUUUGCAGACAGCUUGACUUCCUACCGUUCCAUUGCGAGUACUGCAAGGGCGAUUUUUGUGGGGCCCAUCGAACACGUCAACAGCACCAGUGCGAGACGUGGAACGAAAGUGAAAAGCAGGAUCAGACAUUGAUCUCAUCCCCAUUGACUCAGCACGACAACGGAGGCCAGUAUUUCAAAUCCUUAUUGCCAGAAAAGGCUCAUGUUCGCGUACAACAAAACAGCACCAACACAGGCACUGGUUCGGAUCUGGGCCGCAACAGAAGCGUACGAGAAAGACUGGAAAUGGCAGGACAGACCAGUGCAUUAGCCAAGCUCAAGUCUUUUUUCCAACGACGGACGACGACAACGACGACAACGUUGUCGUCGUCGUCGUCUCUUUCAUCCAAUGGAGCCAAAAAACCCCAGGGGCCUGCAGCCCGCUUGGUGGAGCUGGCCAAACUCAAAAAAUCGGCUGUGGGAGAUAGUCAAGUUCCUGUGGGGAACCGCGUCUACGUCUAUUGCUACGUUGUGAGCGACCAAGAAACCGAAAACCAGCCUCGUCACCAGCUAUUUUUGAACAAGAUGUGGCCCGUGGGUCGAGCUCUCGACUCCGUGGCUUCGCAACUGAACGUUAACAACACCAAUUCCCACGCUACGUCUAGUUCCAAAGAAAAGCUUUUCCUAUACCGGGAAGCCUCAUCUUCCGUCAAAAACGCUGUUCCAGCACUACUAGAGCCCUCUGCCAGGGUCCACACCGAGAUCCACGAUCUAGACACCCUUUUCCUGGUGCGUGGCCAUCUAGAACCUUGA
Lachancea sp. 'fantastica' is the source of this 840-nucleotide messenger RNA. The record is from the annotation of a GenBank genome assembly. Lineage: Eukaryota; Fungi; Ascomycota; Saccharomycetes; Saccharomycetales; Saccharomycetaceae.